Dicentrarchus labrax (European seabass) is the source of this 1895-nucleotide messenger RNA. RefSeq names its product peroxynitrite isomerase THAP4-like. The record is from RefSeq and is a predicted model, not a curated record. Bases 308 to 1330 code for a protein of 340 amino acids. The transcript has 2 exons. NCBI's taxonomy places the organism in Eukaryota, Metazoa, Chordata, Actinopteri, Moronidae.
AAAAUCAAAUUGUUUGCUUGUUAGCCACAGUUAGCAACCAACCAAUCUAGCUGUAGUUGUUGUUGUUAUACGCCAUCUAGUGCGCGCCGGUAAACGUCCCAUGCUGCGUUCAUACAGGCUCGGAAAGGCUGAAGCCUACAGAACAAACAUCGGUUAUAAAAACCUAAUACCAAUAAUUCCCGAUAUUACAUUUUUUAUUCAUGAAUAUCAGAUGAUGUCACAAACGUAUCCUCACCUGACGUCACUCACAUUCUAACUUGUCUGCCGUCAUGUUGAGUACCUGAUUCGGCGAGAUCGUAAAGGAACUAUGCCUUUAAUAUGUUGUGCGGCCGGGUGCAACAACAAAAAAGGAGACCCCAAAAUAUCCUUUUACAGACUACCUCAGGACGAAAAAAGACACCAUCAGUGGCUUGCAGCCAUCAAGAGGGCAGACUGGACACCAACUGCAAACACUCGUCUGUGCGUUGCUCAUUUUGUCUCUGGUGUGAAGAGCCAAAACCCUCCGAGCCCUGACUUUGUACCAACAAUAUUUCCGUACCUCAGCUCCCCCAACAAGAGGAAGAGGAUUAAUCAAAUGACACGAUUCAAAGAAACACACAAACUGAAAAGAAAAAGAGUAGUUAGUUUGGACAGAGGAGAGACUGGAAAAGAAGAAGAGGGAGUGGAGCUGGACAAAGAUGACAGGCUAGAGUUUGACAGAGAAGACAGACAUGAGUUAGAUGAAGAAGAUGGACAGGAGAUUAACAGGGGAGAUGAAGAGGUGUUGGGUAGAGAAGAUGGACAUGAGUUGGAUGAAGAAGAUGGACAGGAGAUUGACAGGGGAGACGAAGAGGUGUUGGGUAGAGAAGACGGACAUGAGUUGGAUGGAGAAGAGGGACAGGAGAUUGAGAGUGAGGAGCCUAGAUUGGAGACUAGCAGUGAUGUAGGCCUAGCCCUGGGACGUUCCUGUGGAAAUGCCUCUUGUGAAGCCACAAUGAAACGAUUAAAUGAGGAGUGCACAAGAUUACAGACAGAAAUUUGGAAGCUGAAGGGUCAAGUAAAUUCAUUGUCUUUCAACCAAGAAAAUUUGAAGGACAAAGAUGAUAAAGUACAUAAAUUAACUGGCCUGCCUUCAUAUGUUGAACUAAUUGUUGUUUUCUCUUUUAUCUCAUCAUUCCUAAAGUUGAAAUCCUGUUUGUCCCCUUUUCAGCAGUUUCUGUUGACAUUAAUGCGCCUGAGAAUGAACUUGCCACUUUUCUUUUUAGCUCAUGUAUGUGUUUCAUGUAUCUACGUCAACUGCUGGUCGGGUUUUCAACAACACAUUGAAUGUCAUGAAUAUCAGGCUGUGUAAUAUCAUAAAGUGGCCAAGCAGAGAUCAGAUCCUCUGUAGUCUUCCAAUGUGUUAUAGGAACUGCUUCGAAAAUUGUACCAGUAUUAUUGAUUGCUUUGAAACGUUUAUCGAAAGACCAAAGGAAAUGAGAGCAAGAGCACAAACAUAUUCUCAGUAUAAGCAUCAUAACAGUUAAAUACCUCAUCUCCAUAACUCCACAAGGGGUCAUCAACUUUGUUUCGAAAGGUUGAGGCGGGAGGACAAGUGAUAAGCAUGUGACUGAGAACAGUGGAUUUCUUGAGUUAUUGUCCCCUGGAGUUGUUGUUCUUGCAGACAGAGGGUUUAAUGUGGCAGACUCUUUGGGUCCUGUUAAUGCUCGACUCAAGAUACCGGCAUUUACUAAAGAAAAACAGCAGCUUCACCCAGCUGAAGUUGAGUCAUCGCGGAGACUGGCAGCAGUGCGCAUCCAUGUAGACAGAGUUAUAGGCCUAGUACGGAAUAAAUACACCAUUUUGCAAGGAACUAUAUCAAUAACACUGUGCUACUCAACCCCAGAUGGACUCACACUCCGGACAAGAUGGUGAAA